UCAACAAACUUUAAUCGGUGGUUGUCUUCUCAUUUCCCAGAAAGAAAAUAAGGUGAGAAAUGGAUGUUGAAGGAGUAAACAAGAAAUUGGUUGAUGAACUUGAGGAAAUGGGGUUUCCAUUGCCCCGAGCAAUGAGAGCACUUUAUUAUUCAGGUAACUCUAGUUUGGAGGAUGCUAUUAACUGGAUUGUUGAUCAUGAGGAUGACCCUGACAUUGAUCAAAUGCCCUCAGUUCCGUUAAAAAUCGAAAUUGAGGAUAGUGAGGUUUCUUUUGUAUCAGAACAAGUGAAGCUAACAGCACAAAAGCUAAGAGAAAAAUCAAGAAAAACGAACAAGGAAGAAGAUGUGAAAGCGGCGUCAAGUAGAGAGAAGGAAAGAAUUCGGGCAGGAAAAGAACUGCAAGAAGCAAAGAAAAUUGCAGAAGAAAACGAAAGAAAACGUUAUAUAGCCUUGCGGAAAGCAGAGAAAGAAGAAGAAAAUAGAGCACGAGAAAAAAUUCGACAAAAAUUACAACACGACAAGGCAGAAAGAAGGGGGAGGCUUGGAUUACCUCUGCAAAAUCAUGCAUCACUUACGACCAGCACGCCUACGGUUCAAGAAAAUAAGAAAAUGUUGCCUGGUAUGUCUACUGAGGUUCGUGUUAAUUCGACAACUAAGGUAGAUCUCAUGAGAGAAUGUUUAAGGUCGAUCAGGCGACACAAUAAGGAUGAUGGUUUCAAAGUGAAGAGAGCUUUUGAGACUCUUCUAAUUUAUGUCAGAAAUGUUGCAAGAGAUCCUGAUGAGGAUAAAUUCAGGAAGAUCCGAAUGAGUAAUCCCGCUUUUAAGGAAAGAGUGGGGAUAUAUGAACAAGGUGUAAGGUUUCUCGAGCUUUGCGGGUUUAAAAGAGUCGAAGAUGGCAAGUAUCUGGUUCUUCCGAGAGAGAUGUUUGACAUUGCGGUUUUUAAAUCAGCCGGGAACAUAUUGCAGUCUGCUAUAACAAAUCCCUUCUUUGGACUUCUAUCAACACAAGAUUGAAUAGUCAUGUAAAUUCAUACAUAUUUCUACAAUAACAACUUUCAUUGUUUUAUAUUUAAAGU
Molecule: messenger RNA, 1075 nt
Organism: Helianthus annuus (common sunflower)
Lineage: Eukaryota; Viridiplantae; Streptophyta; Magnoliopsida; Asterales; Asteraceae
Product: UBX domain-containing protein 1
Exons: 10
Coding region: 60-1013 (317 amino acids)
Molecular function (GO): protein binding
Source: RefSeq, a predicted model, not a curated record